Messenger RNA from Penicillium manginii, 597 nucleotides. RefSeq lists its product as uncharacterized. The transcript is spliced from 3 exons. The record is from RefSeq and is a predicted model, not a curated record. NCBI's taxonomy places the organism in Eukaryota, Fungi, Ascomycota, Eurotiomycetes, Eurotiales, Aspergillaceae. The coding region runs from base 1 to 597 and encodes 198 amino acids.
AUGGCUGCGCCUUUAUCCAAAGACACCCCGAACUUUGAGGGGGUGUGGAAUCUGAACAGGAAGUUAUCCAAUGACCCUGACAAGAUUUUUGAGCUGCAAGGUGUGCCUUGGGUGGUUCGCAAGAUUCUGAAUUAUGCGAGUCUUACAUUGAACAUUUCGCAAGCUAUCUCAAGCGCAAAUUCGAAGCCCGAAAGCUUGGACACCCCAAGUUGCAAUAAUGUUUCCGAGGCCUCUGUGACCACAUUGCACAUAAAGCAAACGGUGAACCCCGGAGGCUUCGAUAGCGAAGGAUAUUAUCCAAUCAACGGAGAGGAAAAGGAGUAUUCGCUACCCAUAUUUGGAGAUAUCAGCAUGAGGCUGCGGUACGUGAAUACCUCAGAGAUUUCUGAUGAGUUUCUUCGUCAAAAGUUGAGCGAAGGGAGCCCAUCUAAGACCGUGAUCGACGAGAUUGCUCAUAACAAAACGAAAGGGUGGGAUGCGCGAGUAAUCUGGGGAUUCGAACUCAUUGAUGGGCAUCGAUAUCUAACGCGGAAUGUCAUCACGACAAAAGAUGAAAAGGCCGUCAAGUCGAGACUGGUUUAUGAUUUCCAUUGCUAG